AUGGCAUCACCAAACGCACUCCUGCGAUGGUUUGCACUACCUAUUGCAGGCGCUUUGGCAAUCGACGCCUCCAUGUACGACGUCAAGGGUGGCUCGCGCGCAGUUAUAUUCGACCGAUUGACCGGCGUUCAGGAAAAAGUGGUUGGCGAGGGGACACAUUUCCUCAUCCCCUGGCUUCAACGGAGUAUUAUCUAUGAUGUGCGCACAAAGCCGCGGAAUAUUUCUACGACGACGGGGUCCAAGGAUUUGCAGAUGGUUAGUUUGACGUUGCGAGUGUUGCAUCGUCCGGAGGUGCCGAAUUUGCCCAAAAUCUACCAAUCCUACGGUACAGAUUACGACGAACGUGUCCUCCCCUCCAUCGGAAACGAAGUCCUAAAAGCCAUCGUCGCCCAAUUCGAUGCCGCUGAACUCAUCACCCAACGAGAAGCAGUCUCCAACCGAAUCCGGACAGAUCUCACGCGCCGCGCCGAACAAUUCAACAUCGCUCUAGAAGACGUCUCAAUCACGCACAUGACCUUCGGUAAAGAAUUCACACGAGCCGUCGAACAGAAACAAAUCGCACAACAGGACGCUGAGCGAGCGCGAUUUAUCGUUGAGCGGGCCGAGCAGGAACGGCAGGCGAAUGUUAUUCGUGCCGAGGGUGAAGCUGAGAGUGCAGAGAUUAUUUCCAAGGCUGUUGCUAAGGCUGGUACGGGUCUGAUUGAGAUUCGACGGAUUGAUGCUAGUAAGGAGAUUGCGGCUACAUUGGCUAGUAAUCCUAACGUUACUUAUUUGCCUGGUGGUGGUGAGGGGAAAGAGGGUAAGGGGACGAGUUUACUUUUGGGAUUGAGAUCUUAA
Messenger RNA from Talaromyces stipitatus ATCC 10500, 837 nucleotides. RefSeq names its product prohibitin complex subunit Phb1, putative. The record is from RefSeq and is a predicted model, not a curated record. NCBI's taxonomy places the organism in Eukaryota, Fungi, Ascomycota, Eurotiomycetes, Eurotiales, Trichocomaceae. Gene Ontology annotation, biological process: mitochondrion organization. Gene Ontology annotation, cellular component: membrane; mitochondrion. Bases 1 to 837 code for a protein of 278 amino acids. The transcript is spliced from 2 exons.